This is a messenger RNA of Nezara viridula (southern green stink bug), 2724 nucleotides long. The record is from the annotation of a GenBank genome assembly. NCBI's taxonomy places the organism in Eukaryota, Metazoa, Arthropoda, Insecta, Hemiptera, Pentatomidae.
AUGGAAGGAGCUUUCACGAGGUUCAUUGGGCGCUUGGAAGGCGGCAAGCUCAAGUUGGGCUUUGAGCCUCAAAGGGUCAUGUUCAAAGCAAUGGGCUGCUUCUGGUGGGAGAAACCUUCUGUCAUCAAAAGGCAAGUCAUCAACAGCCUCAUUGUAUCAUUGUCAUUUCUGACUGGGAUAUCAAAGCUCAUCAUAUUCCACUUGACAUCCAAUAACUUCAAAGCAAUGGUGGACUUUUUGGAGUCAUUACCCCAUGACGGCAGAGUGUUCCCGACACGGGAUACGUUCCUGUUAUACUCAACAUGCAACUUGACCACGGUCGGCGGUUGGUUGAUUUAUGGAAUAAUAAAAAACGGAUGGCCAUGGGAUGCUGAUUUUCCUUGGGACAAGACAACACCAAGUGGACACUGCCUGGGUUUAACCCUGCAAAUAGUUUCAUCAUUACCAGGGGGUACAACUCACCUUAUGAUAGAUUCAGUUAUGGGAGCCGCUGUGGAGAGGCUGAGGCCCCAGAUAAAGAGUCUAAAAAGGGUAUUUUCUAAAAUUGGACCUUACCUUAAAGCAAAUAAGGUCGGUGACAUUCGUUACAUCUUAACCAGCGUCUUGCCAAUGAGUUUGUGCGUCUGUGGGCAAGUGUACAUGUUCUUCGGCCCUGGACAACUUCUAGCAACAGAGAUAGAAAAUAUGGACCAUAUCUGCUACGACAACGAAUGGUACCACGCACCGGUGGCUAUCCGAAGAGAACUCUCCAUUAUUAUGGAAUGUUCUAGAAAACAGCUUUCGAUUAAUGCUUACGGAGUUGCUUUUGCCAACAACGUAACUUUGUUAGCGGACCUAUUCUUUCAAUUGCUCGAUUUGAAUAAGGUUAAGUUAACACUUAAAAGAGGACUUACCGUCAAAGCACUACCAGGAAAAAUGCGUAAAUAUGUCCAAAGUACUGCUGAGCAAGUCACUCCUAAGGAGAUCUAUGUUUGUGACGGUUCUGAAAAAGAAAUGAAAAUGUUCAUUGAGAAGAUGCUCUUUGAUGGCACGAUCUUUCCCUUACCUAAGUACGAUAACUGUUACUUAGCGAGGACCGAUCCAAGGGACGUAGCUCGUGUGGAAUCUAAAACAUUUAUUACCACAAAGGAUAAGAGGGAUACAAUUCCAGAACCGGCUAAAGGAGUGAUUGGUAAACUCGGAAAUUGGAUGUCUCCUGAAGAAAUGGACUCUAGUAUCAAGAAAAGGUUCAAAGGUUGUAUGAGUGGAAAGAUUAUGUAUGUGAUACCCUUCUCUAUGGGACCUCCAGGAGGUCCUUUAUCAAAGAUGGGAGUGCAGAUAACCGACUCGACGUACGUCGCGGCGGCUUCGAAAGUAAUGACAAGAAUGGGAAUGGAAGUGAGCAAACUAAUGAAUGAGUCCAACCAGGAUCAAAUUGUAAGAUGCACACAUUCCGUUGGAGUACCUGAAGGUCCAUUAUCGGCAAAAGUCAAUCCAUGGCCUUGUAAUCCAGACCAAACCCUUAUAAUGCACAAACCUGAUGAAAAGCUUAUUGUUAGCUACGGGAGCGGAUAUGGUGGGAACUCUCUAUUAGGUAAAAAAUGUUUUGCGUUAAGGAUCGGUUCUACCAUAGCUAAAAGUGAAGGAUGGUUAGCAGAACAUAUGUUGAUAAUGGGAAUAACUCCACCAAAAGGAGAAAAGAAAUAUAUUUGCGCUGCGUUCCCUUCUGCGUGUGGUAAGACAAAUUUAGCCAUGUUGACUCCAAAGGUUCCAGGGUAUAAGAUAGAGUGUGUUGGAGAUGAUAUUGCAUGGAUUAAAUUUAAUCCGAAAACAAAAAUGUUUCAUGCAAUCAACCCCGAAAAUGGAAUUUUUGGUGUAGCUCCAGGUACAUCUUGGCAAAGUAAUCCUAAUGCUAUGGCUACCAUAUUCAAAGAUACUAUGUUCACCAACACUGCACUAACUAGUGAUGGCGGUGUAUGGUGGGAAGGAAUGGAAGAAGUGCCUGCCAAUAUACAAAUUAUAGAUUGGCAUGGAAAACUCUGGGAUCGCAAGAAACCAGCUUCUCAUCCUAAUGCGAGGUUCUGUGCUCCUUCUCGAAAUCUUCCUAUCAUAGAUCCGAACUGGGAGUCACCGGAUGGUGUUCCAAUAUCAGCAAUACUGUUUGGUGGAAGAAGGCCAGAAGGAGUGCCCUUGAUCUAUCAAAGCUUUUCUUGGGAGCAUGGAGUUCUUAUUGGAGCGAUGAUGAGGUCAGAGGCAACAGCGGCCGCCGAACACAAAGGAAAAAAUGUGAUGAAUGAUCCAUUUGCGAUGAGGCCAUUUUUUGGUUAUAAUUUCGGCCAUUACAUUCAGCAUUGGCUUGACAUGCCCAAGAUACAUGAAGGGAUUAAACUACCAAAAAUAUUUCAUGUUAACUGGUUUCGCAAAAGUAAGGACGGGAAAUGGCUGUGGCCUGGAUAUGGCGAUAAUAUUAGAGUCCUCGACUGGGUUUUAAGAAGAGUUUCCAGCGAUGAUGAUUCCAUAGCUGUAAAAACGCCAAUCGGAUUUGUUCCAAAAGAGGAUUCCAUAAAUAUUGAAGGGCUGAGUGAAGUCAAUCUAAAAGAAGCUCUGUCUGUGCCUAUCGACUUUUGGAAAAAGGAGAUUGAAUCCAGUGCAAAAUAUUUCAGUGACCAGAUGCCAGAUGAUACUCCAUCUGGAUUGAGUAAAGAGCUUGAAGAACUGAAAAAGAGAAUUGAGCAAGGUCAUUGA